This is a messenger RNA of Striga asiatica, 2328 nucleotides long. The record is from the annotation of a GenBank genome assembly. NCBI's taxonomy places the organism in Eukaryota, Viridiplantae, Streptophyta, Magnoliopsida, Lamiales, Orobanchaceae.
CACAGGACAGGACAGGCCCUAUAACGCUUUAGACAAAUUGUCAUCUACGAUUUGAACACAAACUGUUUGACAAAAAUGGCCAAAGAACUCUGCCCACAGCAACAUUUCUCACUGGCACUCUGCCACUUUCUCUUUCUUUCUCUCUCCUCACCUUGUCUCACUCUCUCCACAUUCUUGUUCUCUCUCUCAAGAUCCUUCUCUUUCUGGGAUUUCCUCAAAAUCCCUGUCAUAUGGACAAACAUCUCCACCACCAGCAACUGCCACUGGCUAAGUUCGCUCGUCAGCGUUGUAGUGAAUGGGUGUUUCAAGAUGUUCCAAGUGAUAUAACUAUUGAAGUAGAUGGGGGCACAUUCACUUUGCAUAAGUUUCCCCUGGUAUCUCGUAGCGGGCUCAUCCGAAAGCUAGUCGCCGAGAACCGAGACAGCGGCGUCUCGAAAAUCGAACUCGAAGGCAUGCCCGGCGGAGCCGAGUCGUUCGAGCUGGCCGCGCAGUUCUGCUACGGCCUCAACUUCGAGAUCACGUCUGCGAACGUGGCCCACCUCUACUGCGCCUCCGAGUACCUCGAAAUGACCGAGGCCUAUUCGAGCCACAACCUCCUCUCCCGCGCCGAGGAGUACCUCGAGAGCGUCGUCUGCAAGAGCCUAGAGCUCUCGGUACAAGUCCUCAAGCACUGCGAACCCCUCCUCCCAGCGGCCGACGAGCUCCGCAUCCCUGCACGCUGCGUGGACGCCAUAGCCUCCAAGGCGUGCGCGGAGCAGAUCGCGUCCAGCUUCUCGCGCCUCGAGUACAGCAGCUCUGGCCGCCUGCACAUGAGCAAGCAACUAAAAAAGUGUGAUGCCGUGGUAGACUGGUGGAUCGAGGACCUGUCCGGGCUUCGGGCCGACUUUUACGAACGCGUCAUCUUGGCCAUGAAGUGCCGCGGCCUGCGCCCGGAGAGCAUCGGGGCAUCUCUGGUUAGCUACGCGCAGAAACAGCUCGUGAGGAAGGAGGAGGCGAACGAGCACGAGAAAUUCGUGGUGGAGACGAUUGUCGGUUUGCUGCCGGUCGAGAGAUUCGCGGUCCCUCUGUCUUUCUUGUUCGGGCUGCUCAGGACUGCGGUGGUGCUCGACUGCGCAGUCUCGUGCAGGCUCGACCUGGAGAGGCGGAUCGGGUCACAGCUGGAGCUGGCGACCAUCGACGAUUUGCUGAUACCGUCGUUCCGCCACGCGGGCGAUACUCUGUUUGAUGUCGACUGUGUGCAUAGGAUCCUAGUUAACUUCUGCCAGAUGGACGACAGCGAGGACGAGCUGGAUGGGCUUGGCUCGGGUUUCGGUUCGGAUGGGGGACUCUGCUCCCCGUCUCAGCCGGCGCUCUUCAAGGUGUCGAGGUUGGUGGACGGCUACCUCACUGAGAUUGCGGCCGAUGCGAAUCUGAGGCUCAAUAAGUUUGUGGCUGUUGCCGAGAGCCUACCGGCACACGCGCGUACCGUUCACGACGGGCUAUACCGGGCUAUCGAUGUUUACCUUAAGGCCCAUCACAGCCUGACAGAUGCAGACAGGAGGAAGCUCUGCAAACUAAUAGAUUUCCAGAAACUAUCGCCUGAAGCCGGUGCGCAUGCGGCCCAAAACGAGCGUCUGCCUCUCCAAUCGAUCGUCCAAGUCUUAUAUUACGAGCAGCUGAGGCUACGAAACGCCGUAUUCGGGCCCUACCCAGAUGAUAAUAAGCCUGUGAACCAGUCUUGGAAAGUAAGCAGUGGGGUCGUGAGUGCUUCGAUGUCCCCACGCGACAAUUACGCGUCCUUGAGGAGGGAAAAUCGAGAGCUGAAGCUGGAGCUCACGAGGUUGCGGAUGAGGUUGAAUGAUUUGGAGAGGGACCACGUUUGCAUGAGGAGGGACAUGGAGAAGACGGGCUCCAAGAGAUUUAUAACUUCCUUUUCGAAGACGAUGGGUAAAUUGAAUGUUUUUGGGAAUGGUUCUUCAAGGGGGCCCACAUCCCCGGCCAACAAUGACACCAAAUUGAUGGAGAGAACAUGAAAACGAUGCUUAUUUGAGCUAUUACCCAUUUUGUUUAUUUAUUUAUUUUCAAAAAAAAAAAAAAAAUUGAAUUGUCUUGAUGAGUAUCCAAGGUGAUGAUACCAGACCAGAGAUAUUCUUCUUUUGUAGAUAAUUUAUUAGGAUAGUUACAAUGAGUACCUUUGAGAUAUUGUCUGAUAACAAAUGUUGGAGUAUCUUUUCAGCUAUAGAUUCUCAGCGUGCAAUUUUUUAAAAUGGAAUCCUAUGACGAGGGUGUAAUUUUGAAGUACAACUCUCAACUUUUAUGUUAUUAAUAUUUAGGCUACAUUGCUUGGGG